Lactuca saligna is the source of this 414-nucleotide messenger RNA. The record is from the annotation of a GenBank genome assembly. NCBI's taxonomy places the organism in Eukaryota, Viridiplantae, Streptophyta, Magnoliopsida, Asterales, Asteraceae.
AUGGCGGUGCUGAAUCUUCCGAUAACGCUAUCGGAGGUGGUGCUGGUUGGUUACUUAGAUUCUGAUGAUGAUGAAGAUGACAUAUUCAAUGAUGUGGAGAAUCCGGUGGAUCAUCCGGUGUCGGACUAUAACAUCAUGAUCGACACGCUUCCGUCUAGUAUAAUAAACGAUCUGCAUGAAAUCGCAAAAAGGAUGGUCGCUACCGGCUACGGAAAAGAAUGCUCGCUUGCUUACAGCACCUGCUGGAGGGAGUUUCUGGAAGAAAGCCUCUCGAGAUUUGGUUUUUUAGGGUUACAUAAUUCGAGUAAACCUCUAGAAGAUGCCGACAACGAUGUUGAAAUCAAGAAAUGGGUCAAAUCAAUUAACAUGGAUGUUCGAGUUUUUUACCCUAGCUUGCGACGCCUUUGCGAAUGA